Messenger RNA from Acanthochromis polyacanthus (spiny chromis), 3097 nucleotides. RefSeq names its product general transcription factor II-I repeat domain-containing protein 2. The coding region runs from base 1748 to 2962 and encodes 404 amino acids. Lineage: Eukaryota; Metazoa; Chordata; Actinopteri; Pomacentridae. The record is from RefSeq and is a predicted model, not a curated record. The transcript is spliced from 2 exons. Gene Ontology annotation, molecular function: protein dimerization activity.
AAGCCGAACCCCUGUGGGUCACCCAGUCAGCCCCAACUAUAAGAUUUGUCAAAAAGGAACGUUUUAAGCCUGGUCUUAAAAAUAGAGAGGGUAUCUGCCUCCCGAACCCAAACUGGGAGCAGGUUCCACAAGAGAGGCGCCUGAUAACUGAAGGCUCUGCCUCCCAUUCUACUUUUAGAAAUUCUAGGAACAACAAGUAAGCCUGCAGUUUGAGAGCAAAGAGUUCUACUAGGAUAAUAUGGUACUAUCAAAUCUUUAAGAUAUGAUGGAGAUUGGCUAUUAAGAGCUUUAUAUGUCAGGAGAAGGAUUUUAAAUUCUAUUCUGGAUUUAAGAGGAAGCCAGUGAAGAGAAGCAAGUAUAGGGGAAAUAUGAUCUCUUUUGCUAACUCUUGUCAGUACUCUCGCAGCAGCAUUUUGGAUCAACUGUAGAUGUUUAAGAGAGCUAUUUGGACAACCCGACAAUAAGGAAUUGCAAUAGUCAAGCCUGGAAGUAACAAAAGCAUGAACUAAUUUUUCUGCAUCACUCUGAGACAGGAUGUUCCUGAUUUUUACAAUAUUUCGCAGGUGAAAAAAGGAAGUCCUACAGACUUGCUUUAUGUGUGAGUUAAAGGUCAAAAAUAACUCCAAGAUUCCUCACAGUAGUACUGGAGACCAACGUGAUGCCAUCCAGAGUAACUAUUUGCUUUGAAAGCGAGUUUCUAAGAUGUUUGGGGCCAAAUACAAUUACUUCAGUUUUGUCUGAAUUUAGCAGUAGGAAGUUAAAAGACAUCCAGGUUUUAAUGUCCUUAAGACAAUCUUGCAGUCUAGCUAGCUGAUCAGUUUCAUCUGGCUUCAUAGAUAAAUACAAUUGUGUGUCAUCUGCAUAACAAUGGAAGUUAAUACCGUGCUUCCUAAUAAUAUUGCCUAAAGCAGGCAUGUCCAAAGUCCGGCCCGGGGGCCAAUCACGGCCCGCGGUAGGAUUUCAUACAGCCCGCAACUUCAGUCUUAUAAUGUAUUAUUUAUGGCCCGCUAGCACUGUCUAACAGAAUAAAUAAAUCACAAAACUUCAAAAUGUUAUUCCUCCUUUCACCACAUGGUGGCAGCACCACUUUAAUGCUAUCUGGCUCGGCAUCCUUGGUGAACCCCUCUGCUCAUUGCUGCAAUGGUGACUGGAAAGAAAAGGAGGAAAGUUAGUGAGGGCCGCCGCUUUCAGGAAAGAUGGGAAUUACAGUACUUCUUCACUGAACAUUGAGGCAAUUCCGUUUGUCUUAUUUGUCAAGAGACUGUUGCCUUGUUUAAAGACUUUAACAUAAAGAGGCACUACCAAACUAAACAUGCUAACACAUACGACAAGAUAACAGGGAGUGACUGCGCUGAAAAAGUAAAGCAACUCCAAGCUGCUCUGGCAUCACAACAGCGAUUCUGCAUGCGGGCCUGUGAGUCAAAGGAAAGUAUCACCAAAGCAAGCUACGAAGAGGCCAUGUUAAUAGCUAAACAUGGCAAACCUUUUACUGAAGGUGCAUUUAUCAAAGACUGUGUCAUGAAAAUGGUGGAGAACGUUUGCCCCGAGAAGAAGCAAGAAUUUAUGAACGUUGGUCUGGCACGUAACACUGUGGCACGGAGAGUCGAGGACAUAUCAUCAGAUAUUCAGAGACAAUUGGGGGAAAGAGGAUUGGCUUUUGAUUAUUUCUCAUUAGCCUGCGAUGAAAGCACCGAUGCAUCUGACACUGCACAGCUCUUGAUUUUUUUUAAGAGCAGUCGAUGACAACAUGAACGUAACAGAGGAGCUGCUUGACCUCCAAAGCCUUAAAGGCCAAACCAGAGGAACGGAUUUUUUAGUUUCUGUUUGUGAAGCUGUUGAUGAUCUGAAACUGCCAUGGAGUAAAGUUUCUGGGAUCAUUACCGAUGGUGUGCCUGCCAUGGCUGGUGAGCGAAGUGGAUUGUCCACACUGAUCUGCAAUAAAGUCAGCGAAGAAGGAGGUAACGCUAUUAAACUUCACUGUAUAAUUCACCAGCAGGCUCUCUGCGCCAAACAUCUCAAAUUUGAUCAUGUUAUGAAACCAGUGGUAAAGGCAAUCAAUUCUAUUCGCUCUAAAGCUCUACACCACCGACAGUUUCAGCAGUUCUUUCUUGACAUUCAGGCUGAAUACGGAGAUGUAAUAUAUCAUAACGAUGUGAGGUUGCUCAGUCGGGGGUCCGCAAUGCAGCGAUUUUUCUCUCUCAGGGAGGAAAUUGGACAUUUUUUGGGUGAAAAGAGGCAACCGAUGGAAGAACUGUCCGAUCCUGUAUGGCUGGCAGAUUUGGCUUUUUUGGUUGACAUGACGAAGCAUCUGAAUGCGCUGAAUGUUAAUCUGCAAGGACAAAAUGCAGUGGUGAGCCAGCUGUACACUCACAUCAUGGCCUUUGGAACCAAGCUGCCACUUUUCCAGAGACACUUGUCCCAAACGGAGCCCUGCACCGCGCAGUUCCCAGCUUUGAAAGAGGUCAUCGACAGUUUCCCACAGGACAACAUCGGUGCGCAAAUGAUGAGUUAUGCAACAGCUAUCGCAUCUCUUUCUAUGGAAUUUAGCAAACGCUUUCGGGAUUUUGCAGUUAUUGAAAAGGACAUGUUGCUUUUCUCUUCUCCCUUCUCCGUGGACCCUGAUGAUGCUCCUCCACAGCUGCAGGUGGAGCUCAUUGAGCUGCAGUGUGACGAUGAGCGGCGCAGUAAACACCAGCAGCUUUCUCUUGUUGACUUUUAUGGGCAGCUGGAUAAAGGCAGGUUUCCAGAAAUGCAAACAUUUGCCAAGAAAAUGCUGAGCUUAUUCGGCUCCACAUAUUUGUGUGAGCAGACAUUCUCUGUCAUGAACUUAAACAAGAACAGACUGAGGUCAAGACUAAGUGACUCCCACUUAUGUGACAUUUUACGCAUCUCAACCACUUCCCUCAAACCAGACCUGGCCUCUUUACUGAAAUCCAAAUCUCAGUACCACCCUUCUCAUUAGUGUCAGCAAGUUAUUGGUCUGAAAUAAUAUCUGAAAUUGAAUGUUUUGUACAGUAACAUCUGUCACUAUUAACAGUGAAAAGCCAAAAGCAUACUUAUGCACUUGGACUAAUGGCACUUUUUAAAAAAAAAUUAU